Cadophora gregata is the source of this 1297-nucleotide messenger RNA. RefSeq names its product delta 1-pyrroline-5-carboxylate reductase (gene PRO3). The transcript has a single exon. Gene Ontology annotation, biological process: L-proline biosynthetic process. NCBI's taxonomy places the organism in Eukaryota, Fungi, Ascomycota, Leotiomycetes, Helotiales, Ploettnerulaceae. The coding region runs from base 295 to 1131 and encodes 278 amino acids. The record is from RefSeq and is a predicted model, not a curated record. Gene Ontology annotation, molecular function: pyrroline-5-carboxylate reductase activity.
CGUCAAGAAAGAAAUCCCACAUUUGUUGUCCACAAAUUGUCUUGCCUUGACGAGUCUGUACGGAGUCUCUCAAUUUGAUUGUCACAUCUUAGAACCAUUCGAAGCAACUCAAUUGAUAUCAGGAGACAGACUUUCUGCGCUUCGAAACUGCCCCUUACUUCGACUUGACUCACCUCAAGGAUGACCACAAAUGGAUUCACCCCGAGGACGGGGCUUACACUGGGGGUCAUAGGAUGUGGUGAGGGCUUUGGCGAUCGCUUAGUUGAAUUAUUGUGACUAACCUAUUCAGGAAACAUGGCUGGAGCAAUCCUCUCAGGCGUCCUCGACUCCUGUGCCAAGACUCAGGCAUUGGGAGAGACCCCUAGGAUCUCACGCUUUAUCGCAACUGUCAACAGCGAAAGGUCUGCAAGGAGAGUGAAGAGCCAGUUCGCCAAAUACUCGGAUCGUCUAGAAGUCAUACAGGGGGACAAUGUGAAAGCAAUGAAUGAGGCGGACGUCGUACUGCUCGGGUUCAAGCCAUACAUGAUCGAUUUGGUCCUCACUGUUGAUGGAGUACGAGAAGCCCUGGCUGGAAAGCUAAUAAUCAGUGUCCUCGCUGGUUCUCCUGUCGAAAAGCUAAACGCUGCCAUCUUCUGGGCGGGACCAGAGACUGAAGAUGAGAAGCCUUUCUUCAUCAAGAGAGCGAUGAUGAAUAUGGCUGCCGAAUAUGGACAGUCGAUGACUGUCCUGGAGACCAACCCAUUUAUCCCAAAUGAGUACGAAGAUUUGAUCGAGUGGAUGUUUAGCCAACUCGGAAAGACAGCUCCAGUUGCACCCGAGUUGUAUGACGUUGCCGGGGUCAUGGCGGGUGCGUCGAGUGCUCUGCUGUCAGUUGCUUUUGAUGGAAUGCUGGAUGGAGCAGUCAGCCAGGGAAUGAAGCGAGCAGAUGCGAACAAGAUUUUGACUCAGUCAUUGAUCUCAUUGGCAACACUGCUGCAGAAUGAACACCCUGCAGUUCUGAGAGAGAAGGUCUCGAGUCCGAAAGGGACGACGAUUGCGGGGUUACUUAGUCUCGAGGAAGACAGAGCGAGGUAUGCGUACAGCAAGGCCAUCAUUGCCAGCUCGGAGAGGAGUAAGGAGAUUGGAAAUUAGACAAGAAUCAUAGACAUAUAUUGCAUCUGUUUACUGUUUUCGUAUUCACGUUGCUUGAUCGAAACACACCGAAUUUUUGUCGGUUCUCGUAUUAGCUUGUCCAUUCCGCUUUCCCAUCGCCGGCCAAAAAAAAGCUGAGCUUGGAAUCAUCAAUCAGAAAAGUCCA